AUGGUACUUAUAAUUUCUGCUGAAGCCACUGACAUUAUUACCUCUGAUGAUGAUGACAAUAAUAUUGAUGGGGUUGUAAUACCUGAUCCAAGCAUAAAAUGUGGAGAAUGUCCAUGCGGAAAUUCAUGCAGCCAACAACUACCUCCUCCUCCUCCUUUGCCGCCUCCUGCAAAGGCCAUUAAUACAAAUUGUCCACCAGUAAUUCAACAGAAUAUGCCAUCGCCACCACCGCCAUCACCAAGGUUCAUUUAUUUCACAUCCCCACCAGUUUUUCAACAGAGUAUGCCAUCGCCAUUGCCACCUCCACCGCCAUCACCAAGGUUCAUCUAUUUCACAGCACCACCAGGGAACUUGUACUCAAAUGAUCCAUUUAAUUUGCAAAUUUAUUCCGGUGCAGUAUUAACUAGAAAGUAUCCCCCUUUUUAUUGUAAUUCCCUUCUGCUUCUUGUUGGUUGUGGGAUCCUACAGAUGCUGGUCUAA
Capsicum annuum is the source of this 480-nucleotide messenger RNA. Its product is annotated as leucine-rich repeat extensin-like protein 1. Bases 1 to 480 code for a protein of 159 amino acids. The transcript has a single exon. The record is from RefSeq and is a predicted model, not a curated record. Lineage: Eukaryota; Viridiplantae; Streptophyta; Magnoliopsida; Solanales; Solanaceae.